Molecule: messenger RNA, 1635 nt
Organism: Owenia fusiformis
Lineage: Eukaryota; Metazoa; Annelida; Polychaeta; Sabellida; Oweniidae
Source: the annotation of a GenBank genome assembly
ACGGAAGCAGGUGUGACGUAAUCAGAAUUGCCAACUUGUUAAAACGAAGUUCACUUUAUUUCUCACUUUUUACAAAGGAAUUUGUCUUAAAGAAGUUACUGAACAAUGAAGUACAUACUCUUUAUAGCAGUGGCCUGUGUGGUCGGGAUCGGAUUGACCUUAGGACAAGAUACGAAUACCACCUCAACACAAGCUCCAACGAAGGAAACAACCACACCAAAUAAUGAAACAAGCCCAAAUACAACAACUAAUCCAAUGAAUACUACUGCUAAUCCGAUGAAUACUACUACUAAUCCAAAUACUACCACCCAAGCUCCUGGCCCAACUUCUACCAGUCCAGCGACAAAUACUACAAAUAGUACAGCUACUAUGAUCCCAACCACGGCCAACACAACUGCCAAUUUUACUACUGCUCCCAACACCACUGUAACUCCUACAAAUUCAUCUCCAGGGACUUCUACUGAUCCUAGUCCAACAGUAACCAGCUCUACAAAUCCGGAAACUACCACUCAGAAUAAUCCACCCCCUGCUCUAGGGCAACGGUUCGAUGCAGCAUCAUUCAUCGGAGGAAUUGUAUUAUGCGGUGGAGUUAUUGCAAUUAUUUUCUUUGGAUGUAAAUUCUGGAAGGCGCGACAAGAACGAAAUUAUCACACACUAUAAACUCUGAUGCCAUUUUGUCACAAAUAUGUAUCUCAAAAAUGCUAAGGUUUUCAAUAUUUUCGAUGAAACAGAUGAAAGAAUUGACACAAAAUUAAUUUUGAAAAAAAUGUUUCUUUUGCUCAAAAUGUAUUCAUGCUUGUAUGUACUACAUUAGAAUAAGAAUCUACUGCAUGUGGCAGUUUUUCGGAUAUUUGGAAAAUAGAAAAUGAUCAAUUACAUUCCAGUUAUCAUUUAGCGAAAAGAAAGGUUAAGUAAUCACAGAUACAUAAUCUGCAUUCCAAAUACAUUACUAGGGCUAUUUCAGAAAAGAAAGUUGUAUGCUGUUGAUGAAAAGAGUUUUAAACAGAGAUUUGAAAAUUGUAAUUGUAAAUAUUUCAAACAAGUGCCUUUAACACAUCAAUUUAGACAUUUAAGGGCUCAUGAAAUAUUUUCAUAAUUUGAUAAAACAUAUCAUUUAUUUAUAAAUUGAUGACAGUAAAAAUGCAGUUUUUCAUAUAUAAUACUAUGUCUCACAAUUUCAUCUACUUUAUGUAAAUGAAAUGUACAAAAUGUCCGUAUUUCAAGGUCUUACAUUUGCAUGUACUUGGAAAGUUUAAAGGCCCUAUGUAAUUGUUUUAUAUGUACAGUACAGUAUUCAUUGUAGGGAUUAGUUGGGAUUGUUGAAAAUUUUUAUUUUUUGUACAUGGGCACACAAAGAUGUAAGAAUAAUUUUAAGAUAGUCCCAUUUGAAUAUGAUUUUAGAUUGAUAUAUGUUUGUUUACUUCAUGUUCUAUAUUGUUUAUGUCUCGAAGGUUAACUAUAUUAUUGAUAAACAACAACAUACACUGUACAUUGUCCUAUAUACCAUAUAGUAAAACCUGUCUUAUUGGAACAUCACAUGUACAUUUUAGUCAAUGGUAGAAAAUGGGUGUCCUUAAAAUGCGGGGCUUCAUAUGUUUGGGGGGCCUGACAAGAAAUUCUUUCAAAAUCAUGCAG